This is a messenger RNA of Plectropomus leopardus (leopard coralgrouper), 1394 nucleotides long. Lineage: Eukaryota; Metazoa; Chordata; Actinopteri; Perciformes; Serranidae. The record is from RefSeq and is a predicted model, not a curated record.
GUGUUGUGCUAACGGCUAACAGUUAGCAUCACGUCUGUCACCGCGGACCUGUUUCACCAACACGGACCUGGGUUUUUAUCCACGGCUGCUCGGUUCACAGUGAGGCAUCAUCAUGGAGUCGACGGAGAGCAAAUACGCUCACCUGCUGCAGCCAAUCAGGGAGCUCACCAAAAACUGGGAGAUCGACGUGGCGUCUGAGCUAAAUGACUAUUUAGAGGAGUUGGAUGACAUGUGCAUCACGUUCGAUGGAGGCAAAACCAGACUGAACUUUGCAGAAGCGGCGCUGCUGAUCCAGGGCUCUGCCUGCAUCUACAGCAAAAAGGUGGAGCUCCUGCACAGUCUGGUUUACCAAACUCUGGAGUACAUCAACGACAAAAAUAAGAAACGAAACAAAGAAACGGCAGCGUCUCAGGAGGACGACGCAAACGGGGCGGCGAGCGCCCACGACGCUGAUGACGUGGCUGUGUUCACUCCUCUGGACAUCGACGUCUCAGAGGACUCAUCCAAGUCUGACUCCAACACGACUGUGAGUGUCGCUCCUCUUCCUCCUGAGUCUCUGAUUCCUCCUGAAACCUCCGAAAAGAACAAACUCCCGCUCAUCAGCGUGAAAGGUGACGUCCUGUGCAGUCAGAAGGACUUCAGGAUGAACCUCUUCAUCCCUGGAGACGAGGACAUGAUCCUCCUCACGUUCGGAUCAGCUGCCUCCAGGUUUCUGUGUGACGAAGAUGGCCAUCCUGCAGACUCUCUGCAGCAGCAUCCGGAUGUGUUCGUAGCUCCGCUCGAUGCUGCGGCGGCAGAUGUCGAAGAUAACGGCGGUGCUGCAGAGAACUUUCUUCCUUUAGAGGACAAUAACAUGGAGCUGGACGGGGACGUCCCAGAGGAGCACGUGGACAGACAGCAGGCUCCGACUGAAGGCAGGAUGAUCAGAGAGAGACGACAGGUCGACGCCAACAAACCCACGAGGACGGAGGAGACGCCGCCUGCUGUGAACGUGUGGACGUUUCAUGACCCGUACGCCGUCCUCGGGGAGGACAAACCCUUUAAAUCAGGAAAAUGCUACAAGGUUCCUGACGGUCUGGACGAUGGAGGAAAGAGGAAGAGAAAGCGACCUGGUUCACUUCAGGACUUCAGGAGCUGGUUCAGAGGAACCUUCGAUCCUCCGGAGCACAAGUUAAAAAACGGACCCACGUUUACAGACCUGAACUACAUUUAUUUGACGACAAUGAAAGACAAACUGAGGACACGGAAGAGGACGUACAGGAGAGAGGGCGUGAUGGUCUCUGAUGAUGAUCUGAGGAGGACGUUCCUGCAGCCGGAAGAGGCGGGGCCACAGCAGCAGGGGGAGGAGCCUGUGGAUGGAUUCAGACACCCUGACCUGCUGGGUAAAAACUGAC